AGAUGCCAGACCUGUCGUUCCAACUCUGCUCCCUCACACAACAAGUUCGACUGGUCUUCUGCUGAGCCACGACCAGAAUCUCCUUCCUGGACUAACGACGGGCCUUCGACAUUUCAUAUGAUUCCAAAGCCAGAAUGGUCUGCCGUAAACGAUGCGGCAAGCAAUGGUAUCUUCGGGGUUCUUGAGAGCAAGCCGAAUGAUUCGCUCUUCGCUUCCGCUACAAAGCCCCCUGCUUCACUCCCGGGAGGCGGGCUGUUUGGAGGAAAUCAUGCGGCACCGAGACCUCAAUCUGUCUCUUCUUUCUCUCCUACGAAACCCUUUAGAGACACCACAGGUACCUCCGAUGCAAUGUUUCCCUCUUGCCUUCUAGGUAGGAACCCCUCCGGAAAAGCAUCUGUUCCCACACCAUCCUCUCCGUCUCAGCCUAACCACCGCUCUCAGCCGCAGACAGGAUUCGCCAACCUCGCCCAACCUUCCAAUACCCUACUACGACCCGGCGGACUUUUUGGAAACCCGAAUACGACAGUAUCAGCGCCCUCUUUUGGUGCCUUCAGUCAGCUGAGUGGGUCUUCCCAUCCUUCUUCGGGGAACAGCUUGUUCGGCAACCUGAGCUCACCCAACCACUCUGAUGCCAGUUUCGAUCAGCCAGUGAAGGCUGCUGCCGUACUCCCGGGUACAACCUGGUCCGGAAGCGGCUUCGGCGCUCCUGUAUUCAGUAAACUGAAUGCGCUGCAGGACUAUCAACGUCAAUUGAACGUGCUUGAGGAGCGCCAAGCUGAAGUAGAACUUGCUGAGGUGGUGGCAAAGAGGAACCCGCAGCACGACGCUGCACAUAAUGCAGUACUGGACUCGGAAAUACCGGCUCUGUUGAAUGAAGUGCUCAGCGCUUCGUUGAGUGACGACGGGCCUGAGAGGACCGAACUUGCAGACCCAGUCAUGGCAUCGCAUGCAACGAACCAUACUACACCGUUAACUUCAAAGCCGACCUCGGUGAAGGAGAAAGGAGCCGAAGAGAACGAAGAGGCUGAGAAGGAGGGGUGUUCUAAGGAUUUGGCGUGUAACAACGAGCCUGUAAGGGCUGGUACGGCGAAUCUGUUCGAGGACAAGAAUACCGCUCCACCGCCUUCACCCCCUGCGUGACAAGAGGGACGCACGUUAUCUGCACCUAUAUGUCAUUGCUACCUGUUACAGAGCCCAAGUUUGGUGCUGCAAAAUCGAUUGGUUCGAGAACGAUUCAGUAUGAACCUUCAGAAAAGUGGUUUGUCGUGGACAUGCACUUAUGAGCUUUUUGCUAGUUUUGGGCAUCUGG
Molecule: messenger RNA, 1309 nt
Organism: Didymella exigua CBS 183.55
Lineage: Eukaryota; Fungi; Ascomycota; Dothideomycetes; Pleosporales; Didymellaceae
Exons: 1
Coding region: 118-1140 (340 amino acids)
Source: RefSeq, a predicted model, not a curated record